Messenger RNA from Nicotiana tabacum (common tobacco), 520 nucleotides. The record is from RefSeq and is a predicted model, not a curated record. NCBI's taxonomy places the organism in Eukaryota, Viridiplantae, Streptophyta, Magnoliopsida, Solanales, Solanaceae.
AUGUUAAGAGCCCUUCAAGGAGGACCUUGGUUCGUUAAUGGCUCCUACCUAUCUUUACAGAGAUGGUCCCCAAACUUUGUUGCCACUGAAGCCAGAUCUCACAUCACAGCAGUCUGGGUUCGUCUACCUAAUCUACCCACGGAGUUCUAUGAUGGGUUUAUCCUUCAGAAGAUUGGUAACAAAAUUGGAAAACUAGUGAAGAUCGAUGCCUGUACAUCUGCAACUAUCAAAGGCAGAUAUGCUAGAUGCCUAGAAAUUUUGAUGGACUCCCCAGUUAGAUCCUACAUCUACAUUGGUAAGCAUAUGCAAUUAAUUCAAUAUGAAUGGAAACACUUUCUAUGUAAAAACUGCUGCAGACUUGGUCACACUAAAUCCAGUUGUCCAUAUGCAAAAAUCGAUUCCAAAAUUCCGAUAUCAAUGGAGCAAUCCACCAUGCAAGCAGACCUACCUCCACCUAUGCCAAACGAGAUCAAAGAAGAAUGGCGCACAAUCUCUUUCUCUAGAAGGAAGCCNGAUACUA